This is a messenger RNA of Clupea harengus (Atlantic herring), 2647 nucleotides long. It is a transcript of the gene stxbp2, whose product is annotated as syntaxin binding protein 2. NCBI's taxonomy places the organism in Eukaryota, Metazoa, Chordata, Actinopteri, Clupeiformes, Clupeidae. Gene Ontology annotation, biological process: vesicle-mediated transport. The record is from RefSeq and is a predicted model, not a curated record.
UGUAUUUGGUAGCCACUUAAAAAGUUGGUGUAGGGAAAAAUCGAUGUACCCGGAAGUGUCAAGAUGGCCCCAAGUGGACUGAAAGCUGUCGUCAGCGAGAAGAUAAUAAGCGGAGUGGUUAAGAGUGUGAAGAAGGAUGGAGAGUGGAAGGUGCUUAUUGUGGACCACAUCAGUAUGCGGAUCCUCUCAUCCUGCUGUAAGAUGUCUGACAUCAUGGCACAGGGAGUCACCAUUGUUGAGGACAUCAACAAACGCAGAGAGCCUAUCCCCAGCCUUGAGGCUAUCUAUCUGAUUUCCCCGAGUAGAAAGUCCAUCCAGAACCUGCUGAAUGACUUCAAGGACUCUGCCUUCACGUACAAAGCCGCACACAUCUUCUUCACUGACACUUGUCCCAAUGAUCUGUUUGCUGAGCUUGGCCGGUCAAAGGUAGCACGAGUGAUCAAGACGCUGAAAGAAAUUAAUGUGGCUUUCUUGCCCUAUGAAUCACAGGUGUUUUCUCUGGAUGACAGCAGCUCCCUGCACUCAUUCUACGGCCCGUCGGACGAUAAGGAUAAGAAUAAAAUGAUGGAGGCUUUGGCCGAGCAGAUCGCCACCCUCUGCGACACACUGAAGGAGUACCCUGCCAUACGCUACCGCAAGGGCCCAGAUGAGAAUUUGGCCCUUGCUGAAAUGGUGCUGGACCGUCUGAACGCCCACAAAGCGGACAACCCCAGCAUGGGAGAGGGCACAGACAAAGCACGCUCGCAGCUCCUGAUCGUCGACCGCGGCUGCGACCCCGUCUCGCCCAUCCUGCACGAGCUCACCUUCCAGGCCAUGGUGUACGACCUGCUCGAGGUCCACCAGGACAUCUACAGGUACACCACUACUGGCAUCGGCGACUCGAAGGAGAAGGAGGUGCUGCUGGAUGAGGACGACGAGCUGUGGGUGCAGCUCAGGCACAUGCACAUCGCCGACGUCAGCAAGAAGGUGACAGAGCUGCUUCGCACGUUUUGUGAGAGUAAGAGGAUGAGCACAGACAAGGCCAACAUCAAAGACCUCUCUCAGAUGCUGAAAAAGAUGCCUCAGUACCAGAAGGAGCUUAGCAUGUAUUCCACUCAUCUGAACCUGGCUGACGCCUGCAUGAAGGUGUACAAGGCCAAGGUGGACAAACUGUGUGAGGUGGAACAGGAUCUGGCCAUGGGGAGCGAUAGUGAAGGAGAGCCUCUGAAAGACGCCAUGAAGUGCAUCGUCCCGCUGCUGCUGGACACCGACAUCAAGGCCUACGACAAGAUCAGGAUCAUUCUCCUCUACAUCUUCCACAAGAAGAAGGGCAUUGCCCAGGAGAACCUGACCAAGCUCAUCCAGCAUGCCAAUGUGCAGCAGGACAGCAGCAUCAUCCACAACCUGGAGCUUCUGGGCUGUCCCAUCAUCAGUGGGGGAAAAAAUGCUGAGAAGACUUUCCCUGAAAAGAAGGAGCGCACUGAGAGUACCUACCAGAUGUCCAGGUGGACACCCGUCCUCAGGGAUGUAAUGGAGAACGUGAUAGAAGACAAGCUGGACAGGAAGCAGUGGCCGUUCCUCUCCGACCCUGCCCCCAUCUCCACCCAGCAGACUGCAGUGAGCAGUGCACGGUUCGGACAGUGGCACAAGAACAAGUCGCCCACUGAGUACCGCAGCGGGCCUCGGCUCAUCAUCUUCGUCAUUGGCGGGGUGUCCCACUCUGAGAUGCGCUCUGCGUAUGAGGUUACACGGGCCACUGAUGGCAAAUGGGAAGUUCUGAUUGGCUCAUCUCAUAUCCUCACACCCACAAGCUUCCUGGAUGAUCUGAAGAAUCUGGAUAAGUCCUCCUAGAAUGCUUAGAGGAAUGUCUCUUAGAGGGCUUGGGUCAAAACACUGGGAAGACUUUCAUAGAGUAUGAAGGCCACUUUUGCUCUGAAGAAGAAAAUCUGUGAAACAGUUAACGUUUUAGAUGUAAUCAUGGAAAAUCACUGAUGAUUUAUGUUUCACCAUCUUUUAGAAUAUAUAUAUAUAUAUUUUUAAUACUUAAAGUAAAUGAAUGUAUAUUUCCUGAUCACUAAUUAUAUUUAACUUAAAAUUUACAUUCUGAAAAUGUGUUGGAGAUUGUUCUCUUGUAGUGAGUGAAUUUUUCCGAUCUGCCUUUUUAAUUUCUGUGUUUGUCUGUCCUGCUAAUCGUUGCCUUUUGAAGGACUGCUCGUCUCACAUCAGUGAUUCGCACAUAAAAAAAACAAAACAAAAAAGUAACGAUUGUUUUGGCAAAUAAUAUUUUUGCACCUGAUAUGAAGAUUUGCCCAUGUCGCCUCCUCUACAUGCUGAAGACCUGAGACUCUAAUAGUGAACUGUCUGGUCAUGAACUCCCUGGUAUUCGCACAUGUGCCUUCAGGCCAUCAAAGAGGGGAUUUGUGUGUGCCGUUUUUGAAAGUGAAAGUGGGGUUUUUCUUUUCCAGCCAAUCAGCAGUCUUUUUGGGGAGUACCUGUGUGAUUGUUUUCAUCUCUAUUUGUUAGUCCUCUACUGGAUGUUCCCUCCUGAACUAGUGCACUUUUUUAUUGUUACAUUUUAUUACUGGUAGGGUGAAGUUUCUCCACUUGGAGGACAUGGUUUCCUUAUUGCCUUUGUAUUAAAAAGAAAUAAACUUCAUGCAAAUCCUGA